UUUAAUCAACGUUGUGAACGCUUUAAAAAAUUAAUAAUAAUGUGAAGUGGGAAUAUGUACUUAAUUGGAAAAUAAUCUAAUCACUUUAGUUCCGCAGUGAUAUUCGUUUAAUGUUCGUGCUGAACUCCUCUAUAAUUAAAUCUGAAUUUAAAAAUAGUCAAACAAAUCACACGCUUGCCUACUUUACGUAAAUAAACGAAUUCAUAAAUAAAAUAGAUACGCAAAAUGCAGCCCUGCAAAAACAGUGAAAACAGAGCACAAGUAAUUGCAAACAACUUUCCAAAUUAAGCACGUUUGGCAACAACCCAUACUGCAGUCAACAUGCAUUUACAGGAUUACCUCAGAAACGACGAAAAUGCAUCCUCGCCAGGCGAUGGUAAUCACAACCUUACAUGUCAGCCUCCUUCCAAUCAGGAGCAGUACAUAAGUCUUAGCCGUGAUUGCCAGAAGAAUCUGUUUAGACUUCAUCCACCGCCCCCAUCGAAACCACCGCCGCUCGCGGGUGCCAUCCUGCAGUCCCGUCUUUUGCAGCACAUCAGCUCGGGCGUGAAUGCAGCGGACGCGGAAGCACUAGAGGAGCACCGAUACCCCAAUGUCCUGCAGAGGUCGGCCACUUUGCCAGCGAAGCACAACCGCCUAGGGGUUCGCAGCCGCGUGACUUUCAAGGUGCCAUCGUCUACAACCCCUGCACCUGAUCCAGAUCCAGGUCCUGAUCCAGCCCAAAAUCAGGUCGCUGCUGCCGAAAGAGCCAGAGUCGUGCUAGGUCCCAAGGAGAAGGAAUCUUGCAAAAUGACUUCCGAAGAUUUGCUGCAGCCGGGACAUGUUGUAAAGGAACGUUGGAAGGUGGUGCGUAAAAUCGGUGGAGGCGGUUUUGGAGAAAUUUACGAGGGACAAGACCUAAUAACACGUGAACAAGUCGCACUUAAAGUAGAGUCCGCCCGCCAGCCUAAGCAGGUGCUUAAAAUGGAAGUAGCCGUUCUAAAGAAAUUACAGGGGAAGGAGCACGUAUGUCGGUUCAUCGGAUGUGGACGAAAUGAUCGAUUUAACUAUGUGGUAAUGCAGCUUCAAGGAAAGAAUUUAGCUGAGCUCCGCCGCGCUCAGCCGCGAGGCGCAUUUUCGCUUAGUACAACACUUAGGUUAGGGUUACAAAUUCUAAAGGCCAUUGAAUCCAUACAUUCUGUGGGAUUCCUUCACCGUGAUAUUAAACCGAGCAACUUUUCCGUGGGUCGAUUGCCUUAUAAUUGUCGACGCGUCUAUAUGCUAGACUUUGGAUUGGCGCGUCAGUACACCACUGGAACUGGAGAAGUGCGUUGUCCAAGAGCUGCAGCUGGAUUUCGCGGCACCGUUCGCUAUGCCUCUAUAAAUGCACACCGCAAUAGGGAAAUGGGACGGCACGACGAUCUGUGGUCUCUGUUUUAUAUGCUCGUCGAGUUCGUAAAUGGACAACUGCCGUGGCGAAAGAUAAAAGACAAGGAACAAGUUGGGUUGACGAAAGAAAAGUAUGACCACAGAAUACUGUUGAAACAUUUGCCGUCAGAUUUAAAGCAAUUUUUAGAGCAUAUUCAAUCUCUUACCUAUGCAGAUCGACCGGACUACGCGAUGCUUAUCGGGUUAUUCGAGCGGUGUAUGAAAAGACGCGGCGUCAAGGAGUCUGACCCUUACGACUGGGAAAAAGUGGAUUCUGCAACUAUUGGCAACAUAAGUACAUCAGGCAAUCCACCAGUUCCUGCUAAAAACGAUUACAUUCACGGGAAUAUAACACAAAUGACCGUAGCAGCAUCUAACGCAAGCGGAACGGAAUACGUGCGGAAGAGAGGUGAUAUCGAAACCGCUCAUAUUACAGCGACCGAGCCCUUACAUAUUAAAGAUAAGGUUGAUAGAAACUGCAACGCAACCACACUGGCACCCCAACCAAAAGCAUCUGGAGAAGCCAACGUACAACAUGGUUAUACGGCAAAUAAUCAAAAUAUCACACCAAAAGGAAUGAUGCAGCAGCAGUCCCCGUUAGCUAUGAACUCCCAAGCUGCAAUAUCUAAUAUGCAAAGUGCACCAAUCAAAUCACCAAUGGUUGGGAUAGGAAGCCAUGAUGUGCAGGUUCAUACAAAGAACUCUCAACCACAAAACGGGGCUGUAUCGUUUUCCACAACAAAUCAAAACAAUUCCGCGCCGGUGUACGGCAAUUCAUAUCUACAAUUGGAAGAUAAAGCACCAACUAAGUUUUUACCAACAAAACCAAAUGCGGAGUCCGAAAGUACAGUUGACGUCGCUGCUAAGAGUGCAUUUGAGGAGAAAAUCGUCGAUACAAAUAACUCUGAGAGUGCUAAUAAGGCUUUCCUGUGCGGGGAACAACAGCACCAAAAAUCGCAACUGAAACAGCUAAAUUCGCCGGAUUCCGCCAACAAGCAAGUGCAGAAACCGGGAAACGUAACAAACGAAAAGGGCUCUGAAGUCAAACGGGCAUCGGAGGAACAGAAAUCAACCUUUGGGCGGCUCCGUGUGCUUACAGCUCCUCCAAUGAGUGUACAUGAUCUAACAACGGGGGGCCAUAGCCAGCAAGGGACUGAGUUUUCAACGAAACAAGAACAACAGCCUACAAGCUCCAAUGCUGGUCCCGCUGCCGGAAACAGCUCGUCCUCAAAACUUGCCAUCAAUCAGCACUGUCAAAUUUUUGGAAUGACUGUAAUGCCGCAAGUUAAUCGCCGUUCAGCAACGUCUACCAAUUUAAGACCAUCUUCCUCUGGCGCAAACACAAAUUCAGUUCAAAGAAUCAAUAGUGGGUCAACAGGUGGUGGAGGUGGAACUGGAAGCAACACCGCCAGAAGCAGUGUUGCAGGUGAUCAUUCGGUCACCCAAUUCGCUUUAAUAGACGACGAGAAUGUCUCAGCAUUACAACAGGUAACCAAAGGCGGAGCUCUUACACUGGCUUCCCAGUGGAAGAGCCAGUUUGAUGACUCAGAGGACACUACGGACAACGAAUGGAACAGAGAACCACAGUCGCAACCCAAUUUGGAGCAAUUGAUUAAACUGGAUAUUUCAUUGCCCCCAAAUGAAGCCAAACAAUUUUGCCAUAAUGUCGUCGCUGAUACAGGCAAAUCAACUAAUACUCCUAACGAAGGGAAAGACAGACCGAAAAGAUAUACACUAAACAUAACUGGAAUCGAGAAUUAUGAAGCGUUGAGAAUCUCUAUACCGCACUGUUGGUCUGAGCCUGCCAUGGGUAAUGUAUUACGUAAAGACUUGGAACCACCGGCUGUGCAACAAGCUGCAUUUGAUGACACAGUAUAUCGCAUGGAUAUAGCAAGGAAUGUUUGUGUUCGAGAAACCUAUUCAGAGAUCACUCCAUUGGACAAAGCUAAGCCUACCACUUCCUUAGUUUCAAGGGGUGUCCUACCUUCGCCUUUUAAGGAGGACAACACGUUUCAGUUGAAUGCUUCAAAUGAUAGUCAAGCUAAAUCGAAACAUCGAAGCAGCCUUCCUAACGUGUCAGUUGCCGAUAUAUUUGACGACCAACCGAUUCAGUCGAAUUCUGACGCAAUGCUGGCAGAAGACGUCAAUAAACCCUGGAAAGUACAGACAACGGCUAGCCAGAGAAGUAAUUUGGCUUUAAGCUCAGCGGUACAAGAAAACAACGGUUGUAUUAGUGGUCGACUAGAAAUUCGUGUUAUUCCAAAAGAAACCUCUCAUCUGGACGAUUCUGUUUACUAUGAUGCACUGGCAGCUAUUAAAAAUACUCCAACCGCAAAUCAAGCCCCUGACCUUUCUGAUAAAGCACUUAUUUUCUGUGAUGAAAUAGAAGAAAAUGCUGCAGUGAUAGCUUCCCCAUCAAGCACGGUCAACAAAUUUACCAAACCAAUCUACAAGGAUACAACCGAAGCUCGUAUCGAAGCUCAAUGCUGUAGCUUACAUUCUUCCGGCGUCAAUAACCUGAAGAUAAAUGGGAAUAGUGAAUCAUGCAAUGCGUUGAAUGAUCAACCAAAUUGCAAUGCAGGUGACUCCAAAACUCCGUUGACAGGAGGCAGCACUGACGGUUACAGGGAAACUGAGUCAGCAUGUGAUCUUCCACUAUUAAAUCCUAGCAAAAUUCCAAUACGGCAAUCAAAAUGUGCAUCGUGGGCGGGUGCUGAUACUGCAAUAAAUUCAUCUAAGGCACUUGAGUCCAUAGACGCCCUUCCGGAAACCCCUUACAAUCCCCAAACUGACACGCCAAAUUCUGUAACGGAUACUAUACCUGUUCGCAAAAACACAUACUCCACUGGUUUAGAAUAUCCUCCUAAUAUAACGGAUCUUACCCCAGGCUUACGUCGUCGGAGGGAAUCUGCUGAAGGAAAGUAUGUCACAGAUCCAACGCAACUGCAAUUAAAAUUCCAAAGACCGCGAUCACGAACUUCUAGCAGGACCCGUGGCAUUCCGAAUACAAUGUUAGGAAAUUUUGAUGAUAACGAUACUAUUACUAGCGCGGAAAAACAUAGACUUAUCGGGGCCCAAGUUGUUCAAAUCGAAGAAUCAAAUAAUGUACCAACGAGUAAAUAUUCCGCUGAGCUACAACCUAAAUGCAACAUUUCACCACCACCGGGAGAUCCAAAAAUUGAAAACAGCGCGCGUCUUCGACGUUAUAGGCAUAACUUAGAAUAAUUAAAUAACUUCAGGUCUGCAGCAAACUAAAUUGCGCUUCAGAACAGUGAGUCAUGAUGGUUUGGGUCUACAACUGUCCCUACUUAUACUCCUAUUUUGUAUACAGCUGUUUGACAAACAAAACCAUUAGCAUGAACAUCUUUUAUUUUCUAAGUUUUAACCAGUAUUCUGCAACAUAUUACCUUUGAUUUCGGAACUAAAAUAUGAAUUUUUGUUAUCUAUAGUAGAGGUCUUUAAGUCUUAAAUUGAAAACAAACUAGACAUGUUUGGUUUAAUCUGCUAAUAACUUGAGGUAUGCAAAUUUUGGUGUUUAAUUUUUGUAAUUGGAUAAAAUUACUAUUCCAACAAAAGAAAAAGCUAUUUUCGAUGGCCUCAACUAUUAUGUGGUGUGCUGUCUCGAUUGAAUUGCAAAAUUUUGACUAUUACUUGGUUAUAACUUUUAAUGACUACUCCGUUUUCAAUAAUUUUUGGCAUGUAGAUGGGUCUUGAUAAUAGGAACAAAAUAACAUUUAAAUUUUUACAAAAUAUUUUAAAAUGUGUGCGCUUGACGGGUGUUAUAGUCGUUUGUGCGGGUUUAAGUGGUUGUGGCACCCUGCUGAAACCAACUUGCGCUGCGCAGGAAGCCCAAGAAUCUGGAAGUCAAUUCCCAACAAUCUAGCUUUUUUAGUUUCCGAGAUUUCAGCGUUCAUAAGGACAGACGCACAUGGGCUAGAUCGACUUGGCAAGUGAUUCCGUUCAAGAAUAUAGGUACUUUAUGGGGUCGGAAACGCUUUCUUCUACAUGUUAACUACUCUCCGACGAAUCUAGUAUACCCUUUAACUCUUCGAGUAACGGGUACAAAAAGUUAGUUGAUGUCAUUGUCUUCAAAUAUUGGUUUCUAUUGUCAGUUAAGAAUUCAAUUCCCUUAUACAAAUUGUACUACUACUAAUUUAUUUUAUAAAAAGUCUUAUUUUAUUUAUAUAUGCCAUUAGUAUGAUCAACGUGAUCUUCCGAAAUUCUAAACGAAUUCAGCGCUAGGCGAUUUCUAGGGCACCUCUUAUUAUACUCUUGAUCAGCAUCACUAGGUGUCCCAUAGCUUCCUUUUUAUUUAUUAAAAUUCAUAAAAAGAGUAAGAUAAGGAUUACUUCGUUGAUUUUUACAUAUACGCAUACAACUCAAAACCAUCUUAUUUUACUUCUACAACUCCCCCUUUCUUCUUUAUUUGGAUAAAGCAAAAUCAAACUUGGCGAAGGUUCCCAUAUUUGUCAUAAGAACGGACACAAAUACGGCAGAUAGAGACAUCCCUAGGUUGUCUCAAUAUUCUUGUUUCUUGUUAUAAUACGAAUUGUGUUGUAAAAUUGGGAUUCUAGAAAUAAAAUCCAUUUUCGUACAGAAAAUAUUUCUUAUUGCAGAAUAUUGAUAUUUAAAAAAAAAACAGAAUAUAAUUUGGUUUUUGAAAGAAUUUGUAUGAUAAAAUAUUUUAUUUGUCAAAUGGCUGUAUCUUCAAACGAUGGAGAAAUAAUUAAAAGUUUACGUCAUAAGAAAUUGGUCUUGGCUUUAUCGGAAGCUCCGCAGUAAGUUCGAGCUGGUGCCAUUUAUUUACUUUAUUUAAUCAUAUUAACAUUUUAAGCCAGAACCAUAAUUUCUGUUCUCGGAAUAAUUUAUGGCUCGAUCAAAAAAUGAUGUACUCAUAAAAAUACAGGCUACUGCUUACAAUUGGAAAUUAUAUUUACCAAUUAAGAAUUACCAUUCAACAAAUUUUGGAGGCCUCAACCGUUUUCUCUACUAGCUAAAUAUCAUAUGUAAAAUUAUAAUUUAUUAUUCAUAGAGUUAGGAUACAUUGUUGUAAUCAAGUUCAAAUAAUCUAGUAAUAGUGAAUUUUCAGUUAUUACUAAUACUAUCAAUAAUAGAGUUCUCGAACUGUUUUAAUUUGUACUUUGUUAUUUAGUUAUAUGUACAUCAAUUUGAAAUGCUCCAGUUGUAAUUUUAAUUUCAGGGAUGAGUGCACGUCUUGUUUGUCCCUAACCUUACGAAGUGCUUUCUAUGAAACUAAGUUUUUAAACUUUUUUUAGUAUACAAAAUAUGUUAUAAAACCGUUAUUAAUUUAUUGUAUAUAUUACGCUAUUAUUGCAAAUGUAAUAGAUAAAGCUAACCUCAAUAAAGUGUAAUAAUUCUAAUAA
This is a messenger RNA of Drosophila subpulchrella, 6791 nucleotides long. RefSeq names its product tau-tubulin kinase homolog Asator (gene Asator). The coding region runs from base 322 to 4632 and encodes 1436 amino acids. Gene Ontology annotation, molecular function: ATP binding; protein serine/threonine kinase activity. The transcript is spliced from 15 exons. Gene Ontology annotation, biological process: signal transduction; peptidyl-serine phosphorylation. The record is from RefSeq and is a predicted model, not a curated record. Lineage: Eukaryota; Metazoa; Arthropoda; Insecta; Diptera; Drosophilidae. Gene Ontology annotation, cellular component: nucleus; cytoplasm.